AUGGACGAGUGGACGUUUCUCGACGAGGUCGACGUCCUUUCCAAAUGGCCGGCCGAACACCGGAAAGUGGUCACUGAAGGGGGCAAAUGGAGCGAAAGACGCGACGCUUUGGAGGUUUUUUUCUACAGGAAAAAAAUGGAAAAAAAUGGACGGAAAAAAAUAUUUUUUUACAUUUUUCCGGUAAAAAAUGAAGGUUUUUUUCCACGAAAAAAACCAAAUAAGUCGAGCAAAAUGGGAUUUUUUUAAAGGUAAAAAAACUGCGAAAAUUCAUGUUUUUCUGGUUUUAUAUUGAAAAAUGUAGCUUGAACUUUAUAUAAAAAUCGAUUUUAGGACAUUUUUUGACAGAAAACUCCUUUUUUUAGCCAUUUUGAAGCGAUAUUUUCGAUAAAGUUUAAUAUCGUAAUUAAAAAAAAACCAGAAAAUUGCCAAAAUUGCUCUUCGAACCAAUAAAUCAAAUGAGACCUGAUUUUCCAGGCCUUGAAUAAAUUGAUGGAGGAAAAUCCGAGACUUUCCACGACGUCCUUGACCAUUUACGGGGAACUUAUGGAUGAACUGAGGAAGGUUUGAUCAUACAUGGGCUAACCAACUACUUUCUGUGACGUCAUCACGUACCCCCCUUGAAAAAGUACGUACCCCCCCGCGGAUAACUUUCGAUGUGAAAUGAUUAUCAAAGUAAAGAUAAAAAUUGAAUGAGACUAUUAUCUUGUUUCGCGGGCUUUCGGAAGUAUAUUCAGCUAGGUGUCAACACUCCAAAACAGAAAUAUUUCAACUUUUAGCGUAGACCCCCAAAAUCCGAAAAUCGAUCUGUUUUCAAUGUUAUCCUACAUUAUGAAGUGAGUUUUAUGAUUUGGCCAAGUUUCGAGCCGUUUGGAUGAGUUUUAAGAAAAAUAAUUUUUUGGGUCACCGGAAAUUGAUAUCUUGAAAUUUUGAAUUUUGAAGCCUGGAAACUUGAAGCAUAUACUUUAUUUAGAGUUAACUCAAAGUUGAUAACGAUUUUGAGCCAAAAAAUUGUAGAUUUCCAGAAAUCAUUUUCUUAUGGGGUCAAAAGUUGAUUUUUUUUUAAAUAUUUUCCAAACGGCUUAAAAUUUGGUAAGCAUGUAUAUUUCAUUCAUUAGUACCAUUUAAACUAGGAUUCAGGUCGAUUAAUCAGCUCUGGAAUUUUUUAUAAGGCUAUUUCUACGAUUCCCCGCGAUUUUAUCUACCGUUCGGAGCUAGGCAAAAAGAUAGGCAACGAAUUUCCUACUAAAUGUACUUUAAAAAGCUCGAUAAAUAAUAUGGAUGCAUUUUCCGCGGCUUAGAAAGCCACCUGAAUGAAUAGGGGGGCCCGAAAGUGAAAAACAGCCUGUUAGCCCACGUAUGGGUUUGAUUUUUUUAAAUCCCUCAAAUUCUCAUAUUUAUUCACAUUUUCUCUGAAAUGCCCGAAUUUCCUUGUUGUUAAUGUUUUUUUAAGUCCCUUCUUCAUUGAAUUUUUUCAUGGAUCUUCAAUGAAUUUUACCUCCAAAACGUCAAUAUUUCUGAAAAAUUUAACAAAUUCUAAUAUUAUCUUAUUUCCUUAAAAAUUUGCAUAGUUUUUUUGACAUUUUUCUCUGAAAAAAACUCAAGUUUCUUGAGUUUUUUUGUCAUAAUUUCCCGAAUUUUUCUGAUCAAUUUCCUAUAUUUCUUGUCAUUUUUUUCUCAAAAUUUGAAGUCAAAUUCCAAUUUUUUUCUAAAUUUUCCCUUCAAAUUUUUCACAUUUCUUUCCUUUUUUUCGAAACCUCAACUUUUUGAUAUUUGAUCUCAGGUUCUGUUUUUUUUGCUUCAAAAUAAACCUUAAAUUCCAAUUUUUCUUGAUUUUUUCUCUAAAACACUCAAGUUUUUUGUUAUUUUUAUUUCAAAUUCCCAAAUUUUCCACAAAAUCUUAAUUUUCUUGACGUUUCACCUAAAUUUUCGAUUUUUCUUCGAAAUACACCUCGAAUUCCUAGUUUUUUUUUCAAAAAUUUUUUCUUGAAAUGACAAUUUUUUUAAUAAUUCACCUUAAAACUUCCUAUAUUGACUUUUUCUCUCAAAAUUCCCGAAUAUCUCAACAUAAAACUAGAUUUUUAGUUUUUUGCCGUAUUUUUUAAUUUUUUUUUUACCUCUCCGUCUAAAUUUCAACAUUUUUCCAUAUUUCGUCUUGAAUUACCCGAAAUUCCUCUAUUUAUUGACAUUUCUUCUCAAAAUACUGGCUUCCUUGUCAUUUUACUUUAAAUUCUUAGAUUCCUUGACAUUUGAAAAUAAAUUUCUUGCAGAUUCUCGACCGAGAAUCCAACAUCGUCGUGGUUUCCACGGCGGCAAGAACUGCCGAAUUGUUGGCCCAGGGUCUUCGAACCAAAUUUGGUCCAUUUGUCGGAAUGGUAGGAUUUUUCUUUUUUAGAUUAUUAGAUGUACCUUUUCUUUCAAAACAUCCCUUUAUGUACCUUUUUAUGUACAUUUUUUUGUCGAGAAAUAUCAAAAAAAAUCCGUUUUUCUGUUUUAGGCGCUCGAAAUUUAGUUGGAAAUUGACUGAAACUUUUAAAGCUUCUUAAACCGAAAACAAAAUUUCUUGCGAAAAAAAUUUUUUUUAUGGGUUUAUCUCAUUUUUUAAGCUUGAAAUUACGUUUCUUCGAAUUUGUCCGAGCUUCAAAACAGUAUAAAUCGGCUAUAAAUGGUUUUUUUUCCCGAAGUUUUUAAAACAGAAAUCCAGCGAAUUUCAUUUUUUUCGCGAAUUCUCACAAAAAAAUUACGCUAUAACUUGUUAUUAAAUCGAAAAAAAUUUACACAUUUUAAUUUCCAGGUCCUCCCAUUUCUGAUCAAAAGAUCAAAAGACAAGAAGAAAAAAACGUCCGCGACGCCGUUUCCAGUGCUCUUUUUGCCGUUUCCCAAACGGUUCAGUUUUUGAAAAAUGGAAGAAAAAAAUAUUAAAUUUUAAUUUAUUCUGAAGAAAAAAAUUCUUUUUUUCAAAAAGAUUUUCAUCAAUUUUUUUGGUAUUUUUUUAUGAUGAGCUUAUCAUUAUAAAAUACUCAAUAUCGAAAUUGUAAAAUAAUAGAUUAUAAGCCUGUUUCAAGGAACCUUUUUGUUGGGUUUUUUUGAAUUUUGGAGGUUUUUACAGGAUACAAUUCACAAAAUAUGUAUUUUAAUUUGGAUGAAAAAUUUUAUUGUUUUUUUUUAAUUCGGAGAAAAAAGUUCAAUAUUUAACGGAAAGUAGAACUUUUAGGCUGAUUUUUGCAUUUCCAUGGUCAAAAAAAUGGUAUAAAACAGCUUUUUUUUUUCAAUUUUUUCUUGGAUUUUCCAAAAUUUUUGAAACUUCUCCAGGUCAAAGAAGCCUUCAGACGGUUUUCUAAGGACCAGAAAAACUUGAAAAACUAUGAAUUUAGAAAACUUAUAGCCAAAAAUAACGUCAAAAAAAUUCGAUAACUUUAUUGAAUUUAGACGAUUCCGGAACGAAUCCAAAAAGAUUUAAUGGAAGGAAUGGCUCUGCCGUCGCCAGAAGUCAAGCAAACCCUUCUCGAAUUCAUUUAUAAGUUGGAAUUUUCGUGAUUUUUUUCGAAUAAAGUUGUAUUUUUUUGCAGAUAUUGUAAAUUUCUUGACGCCGUUGAUGUUCCCUUCUUCAAAGCCGUCACGCCAUUGGUCGUCAAGGUUCAUUAUUAUUUUUUUGAAGGGAAAUUUCCAAAAGUUUUUCUCUUAAGGGAAAAUCGAGAUUUUGAGAAAACUAUUCUAAAAAAAAAUUUGAGUUUUUUUGAACGUAUCAAUGAAUUUUUGUGUUCUAAAACGUGUUUUCUAGAAUUCGUAAUGGCGGAAAAAAAGAAUAUAUGAAUAUAGAUUUAAAAAAAUUUUUCCGGGAAAAAAAUGAAAAAUUCGUUAGUAACACUGAACCCCGUUUCAGGAAUAUUUUAAAUAUAUACUUUAUUUGCGAAAAAAAUCGAUUUACACAUUCGCUGUCAUGAAGGUAGAAUGAAAAAAAGACCAGCGAAAAUUCAAACGGCGACUUUUCCGAUUUUUUCGUAUCGCUAGGGAACUUUCCGACGGCCACCUUUCCGCCGAAUCUUUUUCCGACUUUUCCCUUAUAUUUUUCGGUUUAAAAACAUUUAUUAACAUUAUUUUCCUAUUUCUUUGUGUUUAAAUCAGAACCAACUACCUACUUUAUAUAGGAAGAUUUAAAACAAAGAUUUUAUCGAGAAAAAAAGUCGUAAAAAGAUUCGGCGGAAAGGUGGCCGUCGGAAAGUUCCGUAGCGAUUUGAAAAAAUCGGAAAAGUCGCCGUUUGAAUUUUCGCUGUUCUGCACGCUAUUUCGCAUAUUUUUCGACAAUUUAUGAAGCCUAAGAAGCUUCACGAAAACACCGGAGUGGUCCCUAGAGAGAUUAGAGAAAAAUCAGUUAUUAGAGGGCUAAAAUUUAAAUGGUCCUUAUAGGGGUGAAGGGUCUGAAGACUAUGCCCCUAAAGCUUAAGUGGUCCCUAUAGCGGUCUUUUAAUUUUUUAAUUUUUUGGAGCCUUGUUUGUCUUUUUUGAGGGACCGCCAGAAUGCUCCCCUAGUGUGGCCCAUUUUGCAACAUUCAUGUGAGGGGAAGGUGAAGUGGUCCCUUAAGGGGAGCCUUCAAGAGUCUUUAAGAUUGCCCCUCUAGGGACCACUUUGGGGGGGGGGUAAAAAUCAUAGUUUUUCUGAAAAUCUGGCUCCUCUAGAAUGGUCACUGACAAAACGCCUAAAGUGACCACUUUUGUGAGCUUUAGCGCUCUAUAGGGAAAGUGAAGUGGUCCCUUAAGGGAAGCCUUUAAGAGCUCUUAAGAUUACCUCUCUAGUGACCUCUCUGGCGCGUAAACAUUAAAAUGUUUCAAAAAAUUCUAUCAGGCUCUCCUAGAGUGACCACUUUUGUGAGCUUCAGCGCCCUAUAGAGAGAGGUGAAGUGGGUAGUUAAGGGAAGCGUGGAAGAUCCCCCAAAGUUGUCCCUCUAGUGGCCACUCUGGCGGGUAAAUAUUAAAAUGUUUUAAAAAUUCUAUCAGGCUCUCCUAGAGUGACCACUUUUGUGAGCUUCAGCGCCCUAUAGAGAGAGGUGAAGUGGUCCCUUAAGGGAGCCUUCAAAAUUCCCUAAGAUUGUCCCUCUAGUGGCCACUCUGGCGGGUAAACAUCAUAGUUUAUCUGAAAAUCUGGCUCCUCUAGAGUGGUCACUGACAAAAACGCCUAGAGGGACCACUUUUGUUAGCUUUAGCGCCCUAUAGAGAGAGGUUAAGUGGUCGCUUAAGGGGAGCCUAAAGUUGUCCCUCUAAUGGUCACUCUGGCGUUCCUAAGAUUAAUUUCAGAAUCUUGAAAUGCUUUUCUUGUGAGCAACGAUCAUACGAAGAAGCUCGAUUGACUAUUCAAAAAUAUAGAUGGCGAGUGACAGUGAUGUGACGGUUCGGGACAAGGCCUGCGCGGCUCUCGGAUCGAUCCGAAGGCUUCUGGGCCCUGGAGCGGCCGCUUUUCUCGGCCCCAUCGCCACGGACAACGCGAAAAUGGAAAAGGUAAUGAAAUCAAUCAACAUUUUGUUCAUUUCUGAACACUUUCCCCAGGGCCUUUGA
Caenorhabditis auriculariae is the source of this 5546-nucleotide messenger RNA. The record is from the annotation of a GenBank genome assembly. Lineage: Eukaryota; Metazoa; Nematoda; Chromadorea; Rhabditida; Rhabditidae.